Molecule: messenger RNA, 1248 nt
Organism: Kazachstania africana CBS 2517
Lineage: Eukaryota; Fungi; Ascomycota; Saccharomycetes; Saccharomycetales; Saccharomycetaceae
Gene: HMS1
Product: Hms1p
Exons: 1
Coding region: 1-1248 (415 amino acids)
Molecular function (GO): protein dimerization activity
Source: RefSeq, a predicted model, not a curated record
AUGAGUACAGCAAAUGUUAAGGCGACUACUGUUAUUAACCAACCCAUUAACAAUAUAUACGACGAAAGAAAGAUGACUUUUAUUGAAAGUAUACAUUCACAAUCAAGUAUCUUUAACAAGAAUCCUAAUAUCCCACAAUUCGCAGAUGAUACUCUGUUCCAGAUGUUACACAACGGCUCCAUAGAUCAAAAAAUGAGUGGCACAAGCUACGGUGCUUUAGAUCCAUAUGAAGGAUCAACUACUGCUGGAACAAGAUCUAAUUCUUCAAGACAAUCUACCACUUUCCCUUAUCAAUCCUCAUACACUUCCUCAGAAAGUUUGGUACUACAACCCAAAUCUUUGGUGGACAAUAGCGACCCAGAUUCAUUCGUUACACCAAUAUUCCCAAAUGAGCUGUUCGAUGGUAAUGGAAGACAAGAUGGUAAGUCUAAUAAUUUUGUUAAUUUCGAACCAUCCGAUUCUAAAACUGACCCCAACAAUCAAAUAGCAUCAGACUUAAGUUUCCAUCCAACAGAUGAGACCGAUACUAUGGUUGCUCGUCCCCGUGAUGAUCCAAAGGAGCUUUCAGAUAAACUUAAAAAUAGAAGUGCGAGAACUAGGAUUAAGAAACCAAAAAAAAUUAAAACAUCACAUAAUGCCAUAGAAAAGAAAUAUAGGCUAAAUAUCAAUGACAAAAUCUCACGAUUAAGAGAUAUAGUGCCUACUCUACGUGUUACUCAAAAAAAAUUGGCUCAUCAAGCUAUAAAUGACAUAGACCUUCAUCAGUUGGAUGGUCUAGAGCCAGCUCGCAAACUGAAUAAGGGCAGUAUAUUGAAUAAGACAAUAGAAUAUAUCAACCACUUACAGUCAAAAUGCGAUGAAUAUAAAUUGAAAAAUAGAUUUUUGGAGGACACAAUAGAACGGGUAUGCACCGCAGAAGAAAGUGCGGCAAUUUUAAAGCAGGCAGAGGGCAUACAGACGCUCCCACUUCCCUCAAUGUACUCUACAAUUACUAAUGACAAUUCUAAUGACAACCUAUCCUCCUUUGAUGACGUGAAGCAUGAGCGUCCCGAGAUAAUAGACUCUUCCAAUAUACUGCUUGGGGAUUUUGCUAAUGAAAAGACACUGAUCAAAUCAGAGGAAGUGGAUAACAGCAGGCUCCUUUCUACCAGGUUCAACUCUGGAUUCGACCUUAAUGGUUUAUCCAUGAGAGAUCCGAGCUUUCUACUAAGUAACAACACUAAUAAUGACCGCAUAUUCGAAAGCUAA